GCCCCAUAUCGCAGUCAACUUAGGAGAAAAGUUAGAGGUAUCAAAGCAUUAAAAAGGAAACAUGAAAAAAAUAUUCAAACUGCAUUUUUGCCCCUAGGAUGAAUUUUACGUAUCGCGGAAUAGUAAAAUGAAAUUUAAAAACCGCACAUUCUUAAACUCGCCGCUAAUUUUAACCAUGCGGUUAUUUGGAGUCUUUCCAAUAAAUCCAGAUACGCUCGAGUGUUCACGUUUUGACGUCAUUUACUGCGGCUGUUCGGGGGUCCUGUCAAUUUUGGAACUGCUCUACACGCCGGUCUUCAUCAUCCACCAAAAAGACAAGCUGGUCCCCGCCAAUUUUCCAGCGACAACCACUAUCAUGUUCAUCCAGUCCACUAUCACGUCUAUAGCCGCGCGUUACACCGCCCUCCACAGAGUGAUAAAAUAUUUCCCGAGAAUCAACGACAAUAUAAUCAAAACCACCAGUCUUUUAUACACCCACAGUUUAGCCGACGAGAAAUACAAACGGGAGAGAGCCUUGCUCAGAAAUAGAUUAUUGUGUAUUUUCAUUUUUAUCGGAGUCGUGGGGCUUAAUGUGAAUCGAGUUCAAUGUUUUAUCAGGAUGUCAGAAAUUAUAGGCGACACAAUUUAUUUCGUUUACUUUAUCAUGUUUCAAAAUAGUGCUGUUCUGCUCAUUGAAAUCAUGUUCCUACGCACUGUCGCGCAGUUGAAUUUGAAUUUCUCGAAGAUAAAUAAAGAACUCGAGUUGAUCCUAGAGGAAACCGAGCUUUUUGAGAAACAAGCUCAGCGCCUAAUGUGCAAGGUUGAAGGAGCCGAGAAAGUCAAUAAGGAUGAUAAAAGCAGUAGUAGAAUGACUUCUACUACACACGGACAUCCUAUCAGGUCUCCUUACGUUUGGCCGAGCUCGGGAAAGUCAUGCGACAGUACGUUGAAACUGAAUAUUGAGAUGGUUGAAAUUCCGGAAAUAUUCCCCAUGAACACGCUCAGCCGGUUAAAACGACUAUUUUUCUUGCAUAUUCAAUGCAGUGAAGCAGUAGAAUCGUCGAAUAGUCUCUUUGAGGUGCAGCUACUUUUCUCCGUAUUUCGGCUGUUCUGUGUCAGUUUUUUGGUCGUGUACCAACACCUCUCCAGAUACGUUGAAUACGGAUUUGCAUACACGGUUUUGAUAUAUGUGUAUAUAUUCUUCAUUAUUCUUAGAUCCACGCUCUUAACUUCAAGUACUGGCUGCACAAUUUCCGAGGCGCAAUAUACAAAAGUCCUGAUAACAAAAAUUAACAAUCGAUUUUUGGAUGUCGAUACGAAAGAGGAGCUUGAAUUGUUCUGGGAACACAUCACGAGCAGUAAACUUGAGUUCACAGCAUGUGGAUUUUUCACCCUAAACACGAGACUAAUUGCAUCAGCUUUUGUGGCCGGCACAACAUACCUCGUGAUUCUCUUGCAAUUUAAUCCGGAAAAACAAAACAUGGUGUCUUAAGAUAAUUGCACUAUUUGUUCGUUAAAAUAUGGCUGACAGACAAUUUUCUUCAGCAGCUCUUAUACGUACAGUUCAGUAAUGCACACUCAGACGUUGUGGCCAAUCACAGUCUAGAUCCGUUCUCGGAUUGCGCGCGCAAUCAGGAGGCACACUUUCCAGCGGCCUGCCAAGGAA
This is a messenger RNA of Bemisia tabaci, 1645 nucleotides long. RefSeq lists its product as uncharacterized. Gene Ontology annotation, biological process: male courtship behavior; sensory perception of taste; chemosensory behavior. The record is from RefSeq and is a predicted model, not a curated record. Gene Ontology annotation, cellular component: dendrite; membrane; axon. NCBI's taxonomy places the organism in Eukaryota, Metazoa, Arthropoda, Insecta, Hemiptera, Aleyrodidae.